AUGGGCGGAGAGAAGGAUUCUGGCAACCCUAUGAUCGAUUUCGCUAGCCCGCUCUUUCUUCACCCAUCUGAUACACAAGGGACAUCGAUAAUCGGGCAGAUCCUCACUGGCAGCGAGAAUUAUACAAUCUGGAGCAAAUCGAUGAUGAUAGCCUUGCGCGGAAAGAACAAAGUGGGAUUCAUAGAUGGCUCGUGUAAAAAGGAAGAACAAGAUCUUAAAUUUUUCGAUCACUGGGAAAGGUGCAAUGCUGUUGUAUUAUCGUGGAUCUUGGGAUCUGUCUCCAAGGACCUUGCGAGCAGUCUGGUAUAUUUUCAAGAUGCACAUACAGCCUGGGCAGACCUUAAGGAGCGGUUUGAUAAGAUUUCUGGCUCGCGUAUCUUCUAUCUGUAUCAGGAGAUUCACUCACUACGUCAAGGGAAACUCACCGUAUUUGCAUAUUACUCGCGGCUGAAAGAGCUAUGGGAGGAGUAA
Molecule: messenger RNA, 471 nt
Organism: Neltuma alba
Lineage: Eukaryota; Viridiplantae; Streptophyta; Magnoliopsida; Fabales; Fabaceae
Exons: 1
Coding region: 1-471 (156 amino acids)
Source: RefSeq, a predicted model, not a curated record